This is a messenger RNA of Colletotrichum paranaense, 444 nucleotides long. RefSeq lists its product as uncharacterized. Lineage: Eukaryota; Fungi; Ascomycota; Sordariomycetes; Glomerellales; Glomerellaceae. The transcript has a single exon. The record is from RefSeq and is a predicted model, not a curated record. The annotation marks the transcript as partial.
GAACUUAUCUACGAGGAAACCGGAGCCUUGCCUUGUUAUGCCACGGCCGCCCAACGUCCAUAUCAUGAGGCACGCCUUGCUCCCCGUAUUCUACUGGAAGUAUUUGCUUCAUUGGUACUCGUUAUCAAGUUUUUGUUCUGUAUUGAUCGAGAGUGGACAGGGAGAACGCCGAGCGAAAGUAGGUUCGCAAGCCCGUCAAUGACCACUACAGUAAUGGACGAGGUUUCGAACAUCUGCCGAACCAAGCUGCAACCAGUCAGCUUUCCUAUGUCAUUCAAUACCCAUAGAAUCCAGAAACCACUCAGGCCCAGGCUGGAGACCCUUCUCCAUCGCCUCACCACCAACCUCCACCAAUCUGAGCAUCGCCACUCCAUUAACACAGCACAUGCGACCACACCCACUGGAGAACUCGGGAUCCCGUCCGCUCUCCUAUCGAUAAACUAG